This is a messenger RNA of Cladophialophora psammophila CBS 110553, 2250 nucleotides long. RefSeq names its product acetyltransferase. Gene Ontology annotation, biological process: N-terminal peptidyl-methionine acetylation. The record is from RefSeq and is a predicted model, not a curated record. The transcript has 2 exons. NCBI's taxonomy places the organism in Eukaryota, Fungi, Ascomycota, Eurotiomycetes, Chaetothyriales, Herpotrichiellaceae. The coding region runs from base 1 to 2250 and encodes 749 amino acids. Gene Ontology annotation, molecular function: protein-N-terminal amino-acid acetyltransferase activity; protein binding. Gene Ontology annotation, cellular component: NatA complex; cytoplasm.
AUGGCGCAAUCACAACCGCAACUGAGCCACAAAGAUGCGGCCUUGUUCAGGCAAGUUGUGCGCAACUUUGAAAAUAAACAAUACAAAAAGGGUCUCAAGGCAGCCGAACAAAUCCUACGGAAAACUCCCAACCAUGCAGACACGCAAGCCAUGAAGGCCCUGAUCAUGAGCCAUCAAGGCCACACCGAAGAAGCAUUUGCCCUGGCCAAAAUCGCGCUCAACAACAACAUGAAGUCGCAUGUCUGCUGGCACGUGUACGGCUUAUUGUACCGCGGCGUGAAGAACUAUGAGGAGGCUAUCAAGGCAUACAGGUUCGCGCUGCGGUUAGAACCCGACUCCGCGCCCAUACAGAGAGAUUUGGCACAUCUUCAGGUUCAAAUGCGAGAUUAUGAAGGCUACAUCCAGAGCCGGAAAAAUAUGCUGCAGCAGAAACCGGGGUUCCGGCAAAACUGGACAGCUCUAGCCAUCGCCCACCACCUAGCGGGAAAUUACGAGGAUGCAGAGAAUGUCCUCACCACCUAUGAGGAGACGCUCAAGGCGAAACCGACCAGGUCAGACAUUGAGCAUUGGGAAGCCGUGCUCUACAAGAAUUACGUCAUUGCAGAGUCGGGCGAACUCGAGAAGGCGCUAGAUCACCUGGAGGCCGUGGGCAAGAAGAGCCCCGAUGUCCUUGCAGUGAUGGAAAUGAGGGCAGAUUAUCUGGCCAGGUUGGGCCGAAAAGCCGAAGCCGAGAGAGCAUACGCCGCGUUGCUCGAGCGUAACCCGGAUGACUCUGCAUACUAUGAUGGAUAUAUCGCUGCCAGAGGGCUAACUGAUGGCCCCGUUUCGGAGAUCAACAAGGCAUAUCAGGAGCUGGCAGAGAGACACCCCAAAGCUGACCUUCCCCGUCGGAGACCAUUGGAUGUUCUAUCGGGGGAAGAGUUCAAACAAGCAGCAGACCAGUACCUCCAGAGGAUGCUACGAAAAGGAGUUCCUUCGACCUUUGCAAAUAUCAAACACCUUUACACCAACGGAUCGAAGAGAGACACUAUUCAGGGGUUGGUGGAGGGUUAUGUUUCCGGACAUCUACAACCACAGACCAACGGAGCCAAAGAAAAUGGGGAUACAGAAGAAACACGCUUCAGAUCCUCGGCUCUCUACUUCCUCGCCCAGCACUAUAACUACAAAUUAAGUCGCGACCUCGACAAAGCUCUCGAUUACGCCGACAAAUGUAUAGCCCUAGACCCCCAAUCUGUUGACUUCCAAUCAGUUAAAGCUCGUACGUACAAGCACAAAGGGGAGCUGACGAAAGGUGCCGAGAUCAUGGACCACGCCCGCUCACUCGACGAGAAAGACCGUGCAAUCAACACCAAAUGCGCCAAGUACCAACUUCGCUGCGAUCAAAAUGACAAAGCCCUCGAGACCGCAAGUAAAUUCACACAGAACCGCACAGGAGGGCCAUUGGGGGAUCUCGUCGACAUGCAAUGUAUCUGGUAUCUCGCGGAAGACGGGCAGUCCUACUUGCGCCAACGGAAACUCGGCCUUGCGUUGAAACGAUUUCACCAGAUCCUCGGUAUCUUUGACCUCUGGCAAGAAGAUCAAUUUGACUUCCACAACUUCUCGCUUCGCAAGGGCAUGAUACGGGCGUAUAUCGACAUGCUGCGGUGGGAGGAUCGACUGAGAGAGCACCCCUUCUUUUCCAAGAUGGCCGUCUCCGCAGUGAAAGCGUAUCUGUUGCUGUUUGACAACCCUGACUUGGUACACGGGCCAAUUAUGGAUACUGUGAAUGGUAUAAACAAGACGGGAGAAAUGAGCGCCGCGGACCGCAAAAAGGCACUCAAGAAGGCCAAAAGGGAACAAGAGAAAAUGGAAAAGGCCGACGCAGAGAAGAAGGCCGCGCUAAAGGCGAGCAAACCCACGCCCAAAGCUGACGAAGGGGAAACCAAGAAGGAAGAUCCCGACCCUUUUGGUAAGACUCUUGUCGAGACGAAGGAGCCUUUGAAGGACGCGAUGAAAUUUCUGGGUCCGCUGUUGGAGUUUUGUCCUGAUGUUAUGGAGGCGCAGGAGGCUGGAUUUGAGGUUCACCUCAGAAGAAAGAAGUAUCUGCUUGCGUUGAAGUGUCUGCUGGAGCUGAAGAGCCUGGGUGCCAAGGAAAGCGAGGUUCAAGAGUUGGGAGAGAGAUUGGGAAAAGCACUCGAAGAGAAUGAGAAAGAUGUGCCAGACAAGGUGCGCGAGAUUGUCAGGGCCGAAACAGCGAAGCUGGCCCAGUGA